AUGCGCCGUCUUGCGAGCGCCAACGAAAUGGCAUCUCCGUUCGAUCUUCACCUUCUCGACAUCUACGCGGGCCGCGCACCUGACGGCCUCGCGUUCUUUGAAGGCCAUGGCUACUUCGACGUCAGCGACAAUGCCAACACCGUUCAAAUGUUCCGCGAGAACGUGGGCCUGGACGAGUUUUGGGAUGACCGCGAAGACUUCGACACCUUCGACCCGAUCCAGAGAGCUACCGUGUACCCGUUCGGCACGCAGAGCAAAGUGCCAAGCAGCCGCAUGCGAAGUGAAAUGCAUCGCACCGACUCGGGGCGAUUCACACUGCUGGAUGAAGACGGGAACCCCGUGACCGAGGACGAUCUGUUGGAGAUGGAGCGAGAAGACCGUCUGAAGGUGAAAAGUUUGGAGCUCGAUGACGACGACGUGGCUGAGCUCGAGAAAGAACUGGUCUGCAUGAACCAAGCGAUUGAGGUAAUCCGGGUGGAGAAGUACCGAUUCCAGCGAGUUCUCUACCGAGCGCUCUACCAAGAAAACUCCGAUGGCAGCCCAACACCAGAUGAAGAGGACAUUGACCCCAAGAUCAUUGAUCUCCCGCCCAUUCCGCCUCCGGUGGCGCUUCUAGAUCUGCCUCCGUACAGCGGCAACUUGUUUGUGCUACGCGAGUCGAUUGCGCUGCUCCGACGCAGUUGGAGCAAGCGCUGGUGCACGCUGGACUUCCAGGCCUUCAUCGUUCGAAUGUACAAGCGCAGCUACUGGCGGAGUCCGCGUGGCGAGUUGGAUCUGCGCUCGGCUACGAAAGUCGAGAUGAUGGGGCAUGGAGGCUUCCGCAUCGAGUUCAGGAGCGGCAACAUGCUGCUCUUGCGGUCGAGGAACGAACAAGAUGCAGCGAGCUGGGUGCAGCUACUGCGCUUCGCCACGCAGAUGAUGCGCGGCAAAGCCCUGCGCUGCCCAGAUAUCUCCCGACUCACCUACAGCUAA
This is a messenger RNA of Phytophthora sojae, 972 nucleotides long. RefSeq lists its product as hypothetical. The record is from RefSeq and is a predicted model, not a curated record. The transcript has a single exon. The coding region runs from base 1 to 972 and encodes 323 amino acids. Lineage: Eukaryota; Oomycota; Peronosporomycetes; Peronosporales; Peronosporaceae.